Messenger RNA from Daldinia caldariorum, 2513 nucleotides. RefSeq lists its product as uncharacterized. Bases 656 to 2431 code for a protein of 591 amino acids. NCBI's taxonomy places the organism in Eukaryota, Fungi, Ascomycota, Sordariomycetes, Xylariales, Hypoxylaceae. The record is from RefSeq and is a predicted model, not a curated record. The transcript is spliced from 3 exons.
GAAAAAAAAGCCAAAAAGUCGGCUAAGCCCUGUAACCCGGCCGGUAGCUACACUAGACCGUUUUUACUCCCAGGACUCCGGGGCUCUAGGGCCGUCCCGGUUAAUUUUUUGAAUUGCUACCUUAGAGGCACCUAACCUAUAUUACCUAAAGACAGGCAUCUUAUGUUUUUCAAUGUCUGCGUUCUAUAACGAGAUGGAUUUUGCGAACCUUUACCAGACACGUCUACAUGGGACUUCGAUUAUCUCACGUGCAUUUUAAGAUCAAACAGCAUACUAACUAUGUAUGUAAGACGGAUAAGGCUGGAAAUGUCGAUACGCCCGUCUCGGUUAUCUCACCUUGCUUUGAAUAUUUAGGAGCAAAACAGGGGAGAACAAGGGGUUAAGAACUAGCAGGGACUUCGAUUUGUUCAGUUCGGGUUUUAACCGUCGCCAAGAGCUCAGCCCCCUAAGAGAUCCAGUUGUCCUUAGCAACUGGUUUAGUUUUGGCGGUCCAGGGGUUAAGAAGUACGAGAUGUACGAAGUCUGUCGUUAAUCUCUCUUUUUCUAUUGUAUGCAUUUUUCCCUUGACGUACGACGGGAUAGUAGGAUGCUAUCGGUAUAGCAUGCGCGCAAACUCGUCUAAUGUAGUGAUUUGCGCUCUUGUUCUGCAGCAGCGAUGCAGAACCAUCAUCAGGAUGCGGCCUUUGACCAUAACAAAUAUUAUUUUCCGCCCAAUACGCUGACGUCUAGCCAGUCUCAACCAUGGCUCGAAGUGGCUCCGGUACGGGAUGAGCAAGGUACGCCAGGAUUGCAACCGAUAUCACACGACGAAUACAAAUACGCAGAUACUACUGAGCUAGGCCGAAGAUGGGAUGGGACGGCGCCGUACAGAACACAUGGGACAGCACAUGCCGACGAAAUAACCUCGCAAGGCCUUCAAGCCGUUCCUACGAUCGCGACGGGACAACCGCAACCGCAACCGCAGCCACAAUUACAACCGCAGUUCCAAUGGUCCAAUCCCAACGUGAACCACCAUUACGGGCAAUCAUGCCAGACGUUGCCAUCAUCUCAGGUUUCCGGAAUUUCCAGUGAAAACCUGAUGCAUGGCCCUCAACCAGUUCCCUCGAGUACUGAACAACAAAUUCUUAAUCCUUAUGCCGCAGGCGGCGCUGGUCCGUCGUGGGUAAAGGAUGAGCAUCGAACCUUGGAUAGCGAUAAAGAGGUGAAAGUGAAACGUUGGAUAUUAUGGACUAUAGGCGGCGCUAUAGUGUUACUCCUUGGAGUCGGUGCAACUCUAGGCGGCGUUUUAGGAAGUCGAGCACGGUGGAGCGAUAGCGACAAACAGACGGAUUCGGAAACAACUUCUAAUAUAACUUCCAAUACAACUUCCAAUCUGACAUCGCCCAGCUCUCCGAAAUCGACGCCAAUACAAUCCAUCAAGAUCGGCUCCAAGUUGGCCGUGACCGGAUAUAGGACCGGUUCGGGUUACAGCACUCGUCUCUUCUUCCAAGAUCAAGACAACCGGAUACGAUUCACGGAUAGGGAGAGCGCUAGUGCUAAUUGGACAGCGACGACGGUUUUAGACACCCUGCCAUAUCAACCGAUGGAGAACGGUUCGAUAGCGGCGGGGUCCUAUUUAUUCGCCGAUCCGGUGCCAACUGUUGAAUUGUUCUAUGAGGAUAAAGACGGCGUAGUUCGGGGCCAGAACUUUAAUUUCGCGUUUGAAAAGGAGAAAUUCCCUCCUAAAGGUAAUCCGGGGAGUAUAAAUUCAUAUCCUCUACAAACAGCUGGGAAGACGCGAAUAUCAUGCUACUUCCCAUACAUCGCUUCUCAAGACGGCAACAAUGCCAUACGAUGGACGACAUUGCUAGGACAAGACAGCAAUAAUGUUUCGGCGCCAGGGUGGGUUAACGAUACAAGUUGGAACAUCAGAGCAUCCAAAGGGGGCGGCAUGGUCGUGCUUCCGAUCGCCCAAACGUACCACAACGCUGGAGGCAUUGUGUACCGGAGUAACGAGGGUAUGUUAUCCCUCAAAAUUCACGACGGAUUGGAAUCUUCCAAUGACGAGGUAGCAUGGAGGAAAGGGGCGCUAUCGAAGAAAAUCCCAGCCGACGCUUCUAUCGGCGCCUUUUCCGUCGGGCGACCAUACGACAAUAAUAACCAAGUCAACACAUACAUACUGUACCAAGACGAGAAGGGGGUGAUACAAGUGGUAUGGCAAGACGACGAUACCGGCUGGAAAGGACCUCAAACGUACGAUGCGUUAGAUGGAGCAGAGAAGGGAACUGAUAUUGCUUGUUUGACUCCUGCAGCCUAUGAUCUUGGAAACGUGGGCAUAUCUAGGGAGCAAAAUAUGAACCGGUGCUUUUUCCAGGUGGGGGAUGGAAAUGUUAAAGAGGUAUGGUUCAACGGCGACAACUGGAUUUCAGUGGGAAUUGUGCCGACGGCGUAGAAUUGUAUAUACCUACGACAGCGAGAUGUUAGAAGAUGCAUAUUAUACCCAAUAAGCAAUAAUUGAAGUUUUAAAAUCUGAC